Messenger RNA from Eriocheir sinensis (Chinese mitten crab), 1452 nucleotides. RefSeq lists its product as uncharacterized. The record is from RefSeq and is a predicted model, not a curated record. The transcript has 9 exons. Lineage: Eukaryota; Metazoa; Arthropoda; Malacostraca; Decapoda; Varunidae. Bases 172 to 1434 code for a protein of 420 amino acids.
AGGAAAACAAAUCUUUAAAGAGCCGCUCUUUAUUUUAGAGUAUUCGUGAACGUUCGUAAGACAGUCGAAAGGGCUGUAGCAUUACCGUCCGUACCCAUAGCCAUAGCUGGGGCGGUAGUAGCUGUUGUGUCUGUAUCCGAAUCCGGGCUCAGCACUCCUCUUGCCGAUGUAAUGACCGCCAUGGCCAUAGCUGGGGCGGUAGUAGUGGGUGUUGUGUCCGUAUCCGAAUCCAGGCUCAGCCUCAGCCUCGGGCUCAGCGCUCCUCUUGCCGAGGUAAUGACCGCCAUGGCCAUAGCUGGGGCGGUAGUAGUGGGUGUUGUAUCCGUAUCCGAAUCCAGGCUCAGCCUCAGCUUCGGGCUCAGCGCUCCUCUUGCCGAUGUAAUGACCGCCAUGGCCAUAGCUGGGGCGGUAGUAGCUGCUGUGUCCGUAUCCGAAUCCGGGCUCAGCCUCAGCUUCGGGCUCAGCGCUCCUCUUGCCGAUGUAAUGACCGCCAUGGCCAUAGCUGGGGCGGUAGUAGUGGGUGUUGUAUCCGUAUCCGAAUCCAGGCUCAGCCUCAGCUUCGGGCUCAGCGCUCCUCUUGCCGAUGUAAUGACCGCCAUGGCCAUAGCUGGGGCGGUAGUAGUGGGUGUUGUAUCCGUAUCCGAAUCCGGGCUCAGCCUCAGCUUCGGGCUCAGCGCUCCUCUUGCCGAGGUAAUGACCGCCAUGGCCAUAGCUGGGGCGGUAGUAGUGGGUGUUGUAUCCGUAUCCGAAUCCAGGCUCAGCCUCAGCUUCGGGCUCAGCGCUCCUCUUGCCGAUGUAAUGACCGCCAUGGCCAUAGCUGGGGCGGUAGUAGUGGGUGUUGUAUCCGUAUCCGAAUCCAGGCUCAGCCUCAGCUUCGGGCUCAGCGCUCCUCUUGCCGAUGUAAUGACCGCCAUGGCCAUAGCUGGGGCGGUAGUAGCUGCUGUGUCCGUAUCCGAAUCCGGGCUCAGCCUCAGCCUCGGGCUCAGCGCUCCUCUUGCCGAUGUAAUGACCGCCAUGGCCAUAGCUGGGGCGGUAGUAGCUGCUGUGUCCGUAUCCGAAUCCAGGCUCAGCCUCAGCUUCGGGCUCAGCGCUCCUCUUGCCGAUGUAAUGACCGCCAUGGCCAUAGCUGGGGCGGUAGUAGUGGGUGUUGUAUCCGUAUCCGAAUCCAGGCUCAGCCUCAGCUUCGGGCUCAGCGCUCCUCUUGCCGAUGUAAUGACCGCCAUAGCCAUAGCUGGGGCGGUAGUAGCUGCUGUGUCCGUAUCCGAAUCCGGGCUCAGCCUCAGCCUCGCUCAGCGCUCCUCUUGCCGAUGUAAUGACCGCCAUAGCCAUAGCUGGGGCGGUAGUAGCUGCUGUGUCCGUAUACGAAUCCGGGCUCAGCCUCAGCCACGGGUUCGGCGCUCACUGCCAGAAGGCAGAAGCCCACCAGGACGGUAGCUACAGCCUGUGAGGAAG